AUCUUUGUUCCAACUGAAACAACUUCCGGUAGUUUUAAUGGCAAAUCUAGUUUUAAUGCACACUUCUCUCCUAUUUUUAUCCACUCUUUUUCAUUGUGUUCAUCUUUCAGACCAGUUUCAACCAUUUCAAUACAAUGCUCUCAAGCAAAUCCAGCAGUUCCUCAAUUACCCAUCGGUUCUUACCGUCUUUGACAACACUUGGGAUUUCUGCAACGUCGAACCAUCGCCAUUUUUAACUAUCGUUUGUUACGAAGACAAUGUAACCCAGCUUCACAUCACAGGCAACAAUGGCGUUUUCCCACCAUCGUUGCCCCGCAAUUUCUCCAUUGAUGCUCUGUUUUCAAGCAUUUCAAGUUUAUCAAAUCUCAAAGUCCUUUCUUUGGUUUCAUUAGGUUUAUGGGGUCCUUUACCUGCUACUAUCGGUAAGCUUUCUUCCAUGGAAAUACUCAAUUUAAGCUCCAAUUACAUCAAUGGUUUUAUCCCUUUGGAACUUUCAUAUUUGAACAAUUUGCAGACACUUGUUCUUGAUCAUAACAAGUUCACUGGUCAAAUCCCUCAUUGGGUUUCUUCUUUUAAUGAUUUAGCUGUUUUGAGUUUGAAAAAUAAUUCACUUUUUGGGUCACUUCCAAGCUCCAUUUCAAGCUCUGAAAACCUUCGAGUUUUGGCUAUGGCGGAUAAUCAUUUGUUUGGGGAAAUACCCAGUCUUCAAAACUUGACAAAUCUUCAAAUUCUCGAUCUAAAAAACAAUUAUUUCGGCCCAAGUUUCCCUGUUCUACAUCACAAGGUCGUCACUGUUGAUAUCCGUAACAACAGUUUUAAAUCCAGUGUUCCAAAUGAAUUAAACUCUUAUUUUCAGCUUGAAAAGCUUGAUAUCUCCAUUAAUGAACUCAUUGGACCUUUCCCUCCAUCUUUAUUCUCAUUGCCUUCCAUUAAUUACAUCGAUAUCUCCGGUAAUAAACUCACCGGCAAGCUGUUUCAAAACAUGUCUUGCAAUGCACACCUUGUGUUGGUUAAUUUAUCUUCGAAUCUUUUAACCGGCGAGUUGCCGGCGUGUCUGCGAGAAAACGUCGAGGAAGGGGCUGUUUCUUAUGAUGGGAACUGUUUGUCCGGUGAAGAAGGAAAUCAAAAGCCUUUGAGUUUCUGCCAUAACGAAGCAUUGGCCGUCGAAGUUUCGCCUCAAAAGCUGCGGCAUAAAGAACGUAAAGCCAUGGCUGUGCUUGUAUCGAGUUUAGUGGGAGGGAUUGUUGGAUUAGCGGUGAUAGUUGGUUUGAGUUUAUGGGUUUUCCAGAGAAGAAAUAGAAGGGCGGCCAUGAAAGGACCUUCAACAAGGUUGAUAACCGAGAAGCUUUCAACAGUUAAUACAGUAAAGUUAUUAUCUGAUGCAAGGUAUAUAUCAGAAACAAUGAAGAUGGGAGCAAACCUCCCUAUGUAUCGUGCCUUUGCUUUGGAAGAACUAAAGGAGGCUACUAAUAAUUUCUCUCAUCCAUCCAUCGUUGGUGAACCUUCACUUAUUCAAAUUUACAGAGGAAAACUUGGGGAUGGAACAGCAAUUGUGAUUAGAAGCAUAAAGAUGAGAAAAAAACACAGCCCCACCAUGUUUACACAACACAUAGAGAUGAUCUCAAGACUCAGACACAACCACUUGGUUAGUUGCAUUGGUCACUGUUUCGAAUGUUGCCCUGAUGAUUCAACCGUCGGCAUCGUAUAUUUCGUGUUCGAAUCCCUUCCAAAUGGCACCUUGAGAAGCUCCAUUUGUGGAGGAGGGGUAAGGCUGAAUUGGGCACAAAGAAUAACAGCAGGAAUAGGGGUAGCAAAAGGGAUACAAUUCCUGCAUACUGGGAUCAUGCCAGGAGUUUUCUCAAAUCAUUUGAAGAUUACUGAUGUUUUGUUGGAUCCCAAUUUCCAUGUCAAGAUUUGCACUUAUAAUCUCCCUCUUUUAGCUCAUCAAAAUGCUGGAUUAAUGCAAUUUCAGGGUGGUGCUGCAGUUUCUUCCAAUGGACUCAAAUCAAACAUUGGAGGAAGGGAAAAAGAGGAAGAGAAGGAUGAUAUUUAUGACAUUGGUGUAAUAUUGAUGGAAAUUCUGGUGGGAAGGCCAAUCAUGUCCCAAAAUGAUGUUAUGGUUGUCAAAGAUAUUAUACAAGUGAGCAAUAAGAUGGAUGAUACGGCUCGAAGAAGCAUAGUGGAUCCUACAAUUAUCAAAGAAUGCUCAACUGAAUCCUUGAAGACAGUGAUGGACAUAUGCCUGAGAUGCCUGUCCGAUGACCCGACCGCUCGACCUUCCAUUGAAGACGUCCUUUGGACUUUGCAAUUUGCGGCUCAACUUCAGGAUCCAUGGCGAAAUGAUUCUCACCACAUCCAUCGUCUAUCUGACUCGAAUCCGAAUAACUUACAAGAACAAAUUUCUCGUGGAUAAACCUUUUGAUGGCUUUUGGAAUUUAUAGUUUGCGGCCAUCACUGAUUUGUAAACUGCAUAUGAACAAGUUCAAUACUGCUAAUGACUGCAUAUAUGACUAUUUCAUGCAUAAAUGACUGCAUAAGUCUACGCAAA
Messenger RNA from Gossypium raimondii (Peruvian cotton), 2548 nucleotides. RefSeq names its product probable inactive leucine-rich repeat receptor-like protein kinase At3g03770. Gene Ontology annotation, biological process: protein phosphorylation. The record is from RefSeq and is a predicted model, not a curated record. The transcript has 7 exons. Bases 38 to 2413 code for a protein of 791 amino acids. NCBI's taxonomy places the organism in Eukaryota, Viridiplantae, Streptophyta, Magnoliopsida, Malvales, Malvaceae. Gene Ontology annotation, molecular function: protein kinase activity; protein binding; ATP binding.